AUGGGUCAUCGCCAUCGUUCACUCCUGAAACAACAGAACAAGGCAUUUAAGGGGUCGGCUUCCAAGCCUAAGAACCUCAAAGAAAAGCGAAGGGCUGCGGCGGCAAAUGCUGCAGCUCUUUCCAUUAACAGGCCCAUUACGAAGUCUGACCGUGUGCAACGGUCCAAGCAGCGCCGCCUUCAGCUCCGUCGGGACCAUCAUCAGCAACAAGCAUCGAGCCCCUCUGGCCCACCCCCUAAGGUAGUUGUCCUUCUCCCGUUUUCAGAUUGUGUAUGUAUUGACAGGGUCUUUGAUGCGCUAAGGCGGGAACUUGUAAACGAGUAUGGGGCAGCAGCUAAUGACGACGUGUCGGGUGGAGGUAUGGACGAAGACGAGACCACCGCGACAACGAAUGGUGCGAUGGAACGGGCCUUUCGAAGCCAUCCACAUCACUGCCCCUAUCUAUUCACAUUGCCUGCAUAUGCACGGAACCCAGAAAUACCGAAAAGACACCCACAACAGGUGUUGCUGGUGCCUGCGCCACGCAUAGAUGGAGGAGAGGCUGGUGACGUAAUGCAACAGGAAGGGGGGCAACCCGAACGGCCGAGCGAGCUCUUGCGGUAUAUGGACCUGUGCAGCUGCUGCGACGUGCUGCUAUGUGUCUUCGGGGGUAAUUGCACUUAUGAAAACAGCGCCUUUAGUAGCCGGGGAUACAAAGUAUUGCAGGCCCUCAAGUUGCAGGGCCUCCCACCUUCAGUGAUCGGCAUCGGCUGUGUAGAUCCUUCCUUGUUAGAUCCGGCAGGUGCACAACAGGGAAAGCAUACGGCGAAUGAGAGUCUGAAGUUCAUGCGCCGCUUCUUUGAAUCUGAGCUUGGCUCCGAAAGGCUGCCUGUGCACAUUACCGGCGUGGGCGAUUUCGUGCUUGCCAGGAUUGACCCGAUGGUUCCAGUGCCAAAAAGGCGGGAAUUCGCUGCAGUAGGUAGUCACGCAACAACUGAUAUCGAAGUCCUCGAGGCAGACCUGCAAGAAGUAGUCCAAGCAUCCCACCCUUUGCAGCCCUUGGACAUUGCUGCCUUGGAGCAAACCUGGCCCACAGAAGACGAAAUGGCCGGUGAUGAUGGAACGGCUUCAGCUGCACCCAGGAGAUGUGUUCGCGUCCCGAAGGAUGUAGGGGACUACGAGCGAGCCUGGCUGGAGUCAGAUACAGACGGCACCGAUGACGAUCGCGAGGAGGAGGUAAAUAUGAACAGCGACGCCGAUAUGCAACCUGAGGAGGCUACUUAUGCGGACACUGAGCCGGCAUCGACCGCACCUGAUGAAGCAGAUGAUGAUUGGAAGCCCCUGAACGGUGCAGAACAACAGCAGAUGAAAACAGAUAAGUAUGUACUAGCACGUGUUGGUUGGCAUGAGGCGUAUGCCGCCCAACGGCGGGAAGCGGCAGAGAUGGAGAAGGAGUUUCCAGACCAGGUAGACACUCCGUUGGACAUUCCUGCGAAAGAGCGUUUCCAAAAGUAUCGCGGCCUGAAGAGCUUUCGAUCGUCUCCUUGGGCCCAGAAUGAGGACCUACCUAUCGGUUACGGCCGCAUUAUCGACGGCCUGGCUACAUUUGCACACCGUGCUCAUGCAGAAAUGUGCAAACCUACGGGCGGAUUCUCAGGAAGGUUUUGCCGCCUGUUGAUACCUCUGCGGCAUUCAUACAUGUUGCAGCAGCUGGUGAAGCAGCAUUCCUCUCUGAGUGGCAGGGAACUUGAGGAAGCUUUGGCUGAGGCGAUGGCUCAACGAGUGGCUAGUCGCUUUACUGUUGAAGCUCAGAUUCUAGCGUCUGCUCCUAAAGCCAGCGCAGAUAACGACCUGAUGGUUCCCGACUUUCUUCUAGUUUCGCAACUACUACAGCACGAGAGCCAGGUGGCGGUUGUCCACUCCCAAGUAACGUUUUGUGAUGAUUCACCAAUAAAGGGCAAGGAUCCACUGUUGAUGGCAUGCGGAUUCCGGAGAUUCCCAGCCGCCCCAAUUUACUCAGAAGAACCGAGGCAUGGUAUGCAUAGCGCAGCGAAGUGGAAACUUAAGCGCUGGGCAGAACCAGCAUUGGACAAAGUGCGCGUUACAGCGUGGGGCUCCAUUCUUCCAGUGAAUAAAGCGAGCAGCCGUUUAAUUAUUAAGCGUGUACUCCUCAGUGGUCAUCCGUUUAAGGUUCACAGGCGCAAGGCAGUUGUGAGGUUCAUGUUUUUCAAUCCCGACGACGUGCGGUGGUUUGCUCCAAUUGAAUUGCACACGAAGAGGGGGCUCCGCGGAAACAUUGUGGAGCCGUUGGGUACUCACGGGUACAUGAAGUGCAAGUUCAGCGACUACCUUAAGCAAAACGACGAGGUAAACCCCUCUCUGGUGACCAAAGCAAACGCAGCCACCAAAUUGUUCGUGGAGUGA
Molecule: messenger RNA, 2403 nt
Organism: Eimeria mitis
Lineage: Eukaryota; Apicomplexa; Conoidasida; Eucoccidiorida; Eimeriidae
Biological process (GO): endonucleolytic cleavage of tricistronic rRNA transcript (SSU-rRNA, 5.8S rRNA, LSU-rRNA); maturation of SSU-rRNA from tricistronic rRNA transcript (SSU-rRNA, 5.8S rRNA, LSU-rRNA); ribosome biogenesis
Cellular component (GO): preribosome, small subunit precursor
Molecular function (GO): GTPase activity; GTP binding; U3 snoRNA binding
Source: RefSeq, a predicted model, not a curated record